Messenger RNA from Elaeis guineensis (African oil palm), 1606 nucleotides. The record is from RefSeq and is a predicted model, not a curated record. NCBI's taxonomy places the organism in Eukaryota, Viridiplantae, Streptophyta, Magnoliopsida, Arecales, Arecaceae.
CAGGCCCAGGUGCGUGCAGCCGAACGCGACCAACCAUCCACCAGUUCUCUCAAGCACGUUUGGUGAAACAUUUGAAACUUGAAAACUUCGCUUCGAGGCGUCUAUAUCUCACCGACUUCUCUCUUUACCUUUGUCCGAAGCUCUCCUUCUCUGUUCGGGAUCCCCUCUCUCCUUCGGUCCCCUCCGCCGGAUCACGCUCGUGCUCGUGAAAUGGAUGCCCUAAGGAAGCAGGCAACCAGGUUUAGGGAGCAGGUCGCCAGGCAGCAGCAGGCUGUUCUCAAGCAAUUUGGAGGUGGUGGAUAUGGAGGUUCAGAAAAUGUAUUAAUGGAUGAGUUGGAACUUCAACAGCAUCAAAGACUAGAGAAGCUUUACAUAUCUACACGUUCGGGCAAGCAUUUUCAAAGAGAUAUUGUUCGCGGUGUGGAAGGCUAUGUUGUUACUGGAUCCAAACAAGUUGAAAUAGGUAAUUUUGCAAAUUUUAUUGUUUCUUUCCACUUGAAAAAUUUAUCAUCUGCUAACUUAAAAAUAUAUUUCACAGGUACUAAAUUGUCAGAAGAUAGUAAAAGAUAUGGUGUGGAAAACAGCUGCACAAUUGGCAGUACAUUAUCAAAAGCUGCAUUAGGUUUUGGAAGAGCUCGUGCUCAAAUAGAACAAGAGCGCGGGAAUCUCUUAAAAGCCCUUGGCACCCAGGUUGCAGAGCCAUUAAGAGCAAUGGUAGUGGGUGCCCCACUGGGGGAUGCUCGAGAACUUGCUCAGCGCUAUGAGAGAAUGAGACAAGAAGCAGAGGCUCAGGCCAUCGAAGUUUCAAAGCGCCAAAUAAAAGUUUCAGAAGCUCCUGGCAAUGUAGAUAAUAACUUAAAGAUGGAGGUUGCUGAAGCCAAGCUGCAGCAGCUGAAGUCAAACAUGACAGUACUGGGUAAGGAAGCUGUUGCAGCAAUGACUGCUGUUGAAGCUCAACAACAAAGAUUAACUUUACAGCGUCUUAUUUCCAUGGUUGAAUUAGAGCGCACCUACCAUCAGAGAAUCUUACAGAUUCUUGAUCAACUUGAAGGAGAGAUGGUAUCUCAGCACCGAAGAUUUGAAGCAUCUUCAAGCCCAGUUGUGGAAGACCCCAUGCCACCACCUCCAUCAUAUGAACAAUCUAAUGGCAUAUUUUCUUCUGAAAGGGUUGAUGGAUCAACUGCUUCUAUGACGUACUUUUUGGGGGAGGUUAUGCAUUCAUAUCAGGCAGAGUCAGAUAUUGAGUUGAACUUGUCAGUUGGUGACUAUGUUGUUGUGAGAAAGGUGUCCAAUAAUGGUUGGGCAGAAGGUGAAUGCAAGGGGAAAGCUGGAUGGUUCCCAUAUGGAUACAUUGAAAGACGGGAACGUGUUCUUGCAAGCAAAAUUGCUGAAGUCUAUUAAUAUUUUUUACUUGUGUCACGGCAAAACUCUAAACGAAAACAUGUAUUGAUUGGUUUGGACCUGACAAGAAUCAUAUAUGAAGAAUCAGAAUUUAUGUAUGAAAAUCCAUGUCUAUAUGCAUGGCUCUUUUUUUUCCUUUCUGUGCUUAAUUUUGUUCUUGAUCUCGAGUUUCAUCUCUAUUAACCCAAUUUGUUAACUGAUGAAG